Molecule: messenger RNA, 1815 nt
Organism: Suillus clintonianus
Lineage: Eukaryota; Fungi; Basidiomycota; Agaricomycetes; Boletales; Suillaceae
Exons: 9
Coding region: 121-1647 (508 amino acids)
Molecular function (GO): methyltransferase activity
Source: RefSeq, a predicted model, not a curated record
UCACCCUCUUCAAUUUUUUUAAGUCCUAUUCGCAUUUGCGUCACAGGUACUCCUACCUACAUAUAAACCGGCCCAUCUGUAGCGCCUACAAUCCUAAACAUAGCCCCAUCGGCAUCAUAUAUGCCCAUGCAGUGGCAUGCAUCUUCUUCCUUCGCCAUGACUCAAGAUAGUCCACAUACACACAUCGACGUCGAGCUGCUGUCAUUGCCAAAAUGUAGACGGCUUCCCAACGAGGUCAUUUCGCCCUUGAAAUAUACAAAUGACAUCGUGAACUUUGAUCACUGGGAUCAUAUGUUCAUAACAAACUGUUGCAGGAGCUUGACUCUUUAUGAUUUUGACGGUCCUCCGCCUACAAUUCUUGAUCUCGGGUGCGGACGCGGUCUUUGGGCCAUCGAGGCCGCCAAGCAAUGGCAGGGCAGCACAGUUGUUGGAUUCGACAUCGAGCGCACGCAACCACGCCUUAAUGUCCUCGCAAAGUCUGUUUCUCGUCGGCUAAAAUGGGUUCAAGGCAAUUUACUAGAACCACUACCAUUUUUAACGGCCCAAUUUGACUUCGUGAGGAUGGUUCGAAUGGGCUUGCACAUCCCCGAAGAUGAGUGGCCAUCAGUUCUGGCGGAGAUCGCCCGCAUCCUCAAACCUCACGGCGUGCUCGAGGUUAUUGAAGAAGACUUAUUAUUUCCCUGCCAAUCUAUACGAUCACACGAUGUGACCCCCAGCAGUGGAAAGUCUUCUGGUAAUUCCAUCCAGAGCUCGAAUACGGUUGCAGCUGCAACCUCCUGUCACAAAUCUGAAUCUGUUUCAUCUUUGAAAGUCAAAAAUAACACAAAUGCCAGCCUGGAUACACUUUCUGGAUCUUCAUCAACCUCGCUACCCUCCGUGCUGGAUGCCAAACUUAAGCAUCCAAAACCCCCAGAUCCGCAAGAUCACUCGCGGCUUCAGCGUGCGUGGGAGGAAAUGCUAGACACCUAUUUCUUGUCACCCCAACCGCUUUCCGUCUUGCCGUUGUAUCUCUCGUUGUCAUUCUCCAGUAUCCGGUCGCAUCCCCCCCUGCAAAUCCCCUUGCCACGCAACUCUUCGGACAGACAAAAGCUCACGACUCAACAUUCGACAUCGUCAGUACAGCUUGAUCCCGCGACUCUUUUCGAGCUUCGAGCCUUAUCAGCCCAACCCUCGUCUGAAGCCGAUUACAGCGCGCGUGCUUCUGUGAUGACGGCAGAGGGUUGUCAGCGGAGCAUGUCGUCAUGGGCAUGCAUGCACCUAGCCCGGACCGUGCGCACAAUCGUAGGUUGUAAAGAGUCGAUCUGGAGUGCCUAUGAACGACUGUACGGUGAAGACCCUACGCCUCCAGUCGUCCGAACCACACAACGGAAGCCCACCUCAUUUCGGUCCGAGCGGCCAUCGCCCACAAAUCAUCCGCUUCGAGAUUACUUUGAACGCGACUGGAUCAAUUGGGAAAACGACAUGGCGGAUCGUACCAGCGUACGGGGACGCAUGCGAGCGGAAUUGACGUGGAGCGAGCCUAUCGGUAAACCUCCAGAUUGGCGUCUCUGGCGUAAUUCUCUGCCAGAAGAAGUUGCAUUAUCUUCUCGAGAUGAAUCGGCGGAAUAUUGCCGGAGCCUUCGUGGCUUUGUAUGUCUUAAAUCAUGAGUCAUUGACGCACGACUUCAUAUACCCCUUUAUUAUACACAUCUGCACAUGUUUCAAUAGAUGAUGAUAUCAUGCAUUUUUAGCACACCUAUCGCUCCCGUAUAUUAGAGUGAUACACGGCCUUCUACGCCUUAGCCAGUAUUGAUAUGAUUGACCCGGCCCGGCCUC